AAACCGCUGACAGGUAACUGCUUCCCUCUCACUUUUGUGUUCCUUCCCUUUGCUCUCCCAAAGCGACAGAUCUCGUCUGACAGUGACCACUUUUCCUGUUUCCUUGCACACCUAAUCACAUACUUGGCGCAUUUUGUUUCAAGUGCACAUACCACUCUUAAUUCAGCAUCGCGAACAUCCGGAAAUAUGACAGCUCCAGAAGAUGCGGCGCAAGCCCUCCCGUCGCAUACCCCAGAUGCCACACGGAAUGUCAUGACAGCAGCCGACAGAGGCACGACACGAGCGGAAAAAGACGAACAUGCACAAGCACAACCCAAAGCGCAGCGCCCCGGCAUGCCUCGCUUCACAACAAGUAAAGAGAAUGUGCUCGCACAAUUCUUCAUUGGUGCGAUUGACCAAGGAACGACCAGCACAAGAUUCAUCAUCUUCGAUGGGACAGGCCAGCCAGUCGCCAGUCAUCAGCACGAAUUCACACAACAUUAUCCGCAAUCAGGUUGGCACGAACACGACCCUCAGGAACUCAUAGCCAGUGCCGAGAACUGCAUCAAAAGAGCCACGGCGACUUUCCAGGAUCUUGGUCACGAGAUCAGCGACAUUCGAGCGAUUGGUAUCACCAACCAAAGAGAGACCACUCUUGUAUGGGACAGCGAAACUGGCGAAGCACUUCAUAAUGCAAUUGCUUGGCCGGAUACUAGAACAAAAGGUCUGGUUCGAGAACUACAAAAGAAAGAAGAAGAGCUCGGAAUGAACUUCUCAGAGUUGACUGGUAUGCCACUGUCAACCUACCCAUCUGCAGUGAAGUUGGUUUGGAUGCUGCGGCAUGUGCCGAAGGUGCGAGAAGCAUACGACAAUGGCCGACUCGCAUUUGGCACUGUCGAUACCUGGUUGCUUUACAACCUCAAUGGCAAGAAGAUGGACUUCUAUGUCACGGAUUCUACAAACGCAUCGCGGACUAUGUUCAUGAACCUUCACACUGUGAAGUACGAUCCGAAGCUUCUGGAGUUCUUCGACAUCGACAUUAACAAGCUGCACCUACCGCGCAUAGUGCCUUCUUCUGAUGCCGACGCAUACGGCAGUAUCGCGUCUGGUCCUUUGGCCGGCAUGAAAAUUGCAGGCUGCCUAGGAGAUCAAUCUGCUGCUCUCGUUGGGCAACAAGGUUUCACUCCUGGCUCUGCCAAGAACACAUACGGCACUGGUUGCUUCCUUUUGUACAACGUCGGAGAAAAGCCUGUCGUCUCGACUCACGGCCUCUUAGCCACGAUCGCAUACGAUUUCGGGAGACACCGGAAGCCCGUGUACGCGCUUGAGGGCUCAGUUGCCGUGGCUGGUUCAGGUGUCAAAUUCCUGAUGAACAACAUGGGCUUCAUCACCCACUCCCACAAGAUCUCAGAUCUCGCAGCAACUGUCGAGGAUAACGGAGGCUGUGUUUUCGUCACCGCUUUCUCUGGUCUCUUCGCACCAUACUGGAUCGACGAUGCAAAGGGAACAAUCUUCGGCAUUACCCAGCACACUCAGCGAGGCCACAUUGCCCGAGCAACACUCGAAGCAACCUGUUUCCAAACCAGAGCAAUCUUGGAUGCCAUGGAGAAGGACAGUGGGCACAAACUUACCAGUCUUGCUGUGGACGGAGGCAUGUCCAGCUCAAACUUGUGCAUGCAGGCGCAAGCAAACAUCAGCGGCAUCUCGGUCGACCGCCCUGCAAUGCGUGAGACGACCGCUCUUGGUGCCGCCAUCGCUGCAGGCUUUGCUGUUGAUAUCUGGAAAGAGUUUGAGGAGCUCAAGGCUAUCAACCAGAAAGACCGAGUCAUCUUCAACCCAGACUGCACGCCUGAAGUGUCGAAGAAGAUGUACGAGAAGUGGAGUCGCGCAGUCCAGAUGUGCAGAGGCUGGCUGGAUCCCGACGAGGCUGGAGGCGAGUUUGACUGAGAGAUUAGUAUUCCUUUUGCUAGUGAAAGAUACCAAGUUGUGUUUGUUGCGUGGAACUUAUAGAUAUUGAGGAGAAUGAGGUCGCCGACCCGGAAAUGAUAGAAUGUCCACCUUUGCCGCGAGAUGUC
This is a messenger RNA of Cercospora beticola, 2054 nucleotides long. Its product is annotated as glycerol kinase. Gene Ontology annotation, biological process: glycerol-3-phosphate biosynthetic process; phosphorylation; glycerol metabolic process. Gene Ontology annotation, molecular function: glycerol kinase activity. Gene Ontology annotation, cellular component: mitochondrion. The record is from RefSeq and is a predicted model, not a curated record. Lineage: Eukaryota; Fungi; Ascomycota; Dothideomycetes; Mycosphaerellales; Mycosphaerellaceae.